This is a messenger RNA of Scophthalmus maximus (turbot), 2202 nucleotides long. RefSeq names its product motor neuron and pancreas homeobox protein 1-like. The coding region runs from base 313 to 1248 and encodes 311 amino acids. Gene Ontology annotation, cellular component: nucleus. The transcript has 3 exons. Gene Ontology annotation, biological process: neuron projection morphogenesis; central nervous system development; regulation of DNA-templated transcription. Gene Ontology annotation, molecular function: DNA-binding transcription factor activity, RNA polymerase II-specific; sequence-specific double-stranded DNA binding. The record is from RefSeq and is a predicted model, not a curated record. Lineage: Eukaryota; Metazoa; Chordata; Actinopteri; Pleuronectiformes; Scophthalmidae.
GUGUGUGUGUGUGUGUGAGUGUGUGUGUGUGUGAAGUGUUAUCUGCUCGCAAGGCACAAGUGGAGUGGGUCAGAAACAAGGCAUUUCUUCAGGGAAAGGCAGUGAUAGUAGAGGUUCCACUGAAGUUUAAAAAGCUUACACUGUGUUCCAAAAAAAAAUUAGAGAGCAGUUUAAAGUAGGCCUGGCAAUAGAGGGAGUUCUUCAAGUCGCUUGAAUAUCUUGAAUAUAAGGUUACAAGAGGGGCAAUUAGUCAAUUUCAGGCAAUUUAACACCAGCUUGUUCACUGGUUGUUGUUGUUGUUUUUUUUCCUCCAUGGAGAAAUCCAAAAACUUUUGCAUCGACGCGCUGCUGGCGCACGACGCGCAGCAGAGGACGGGCGGCGGCGGCGCGUCCCCGCACUCGAGUCCCGGCGACAGUCCGGCGUCGACCCGCGGCUCCGAGACGCCCUCCCCUCGGCCGAACGCGGCGGACCCCCCGCAGGCUCCGCCGGGCGUCCUGCCCACGUCGCCACUUUUCAAUUUGUCCCAGGCGGGGCUCGCCGCGCUGCACCAGGGGGGGCUGUUCGGAGUGCACCCGGGCGCCAUGUACCCUCUGGCGGCCCUCGGAGGCCAACACCCCGCCUUCAUGUACCCGGGCUUCACGCAGCUGGUCCGGCCGUACUCGGAGCAGCACAGGGGGGCCCACAUGACGGGGACCCUCCCGCUGGAGCCCUGGAUCAGAGCCGGCCUCAUGGUGCCCAGAUUCGGGGAGUAUGGAGCUCCAGCCCAGGCAGGCCUGUUGGGGAAGUGUCGCAGGCCCAGGACGGCGUUCACCAGUCAGCAGCUGCUGGAGUUAGAAAACCAGUUCAAGCUCAACAAGUACCUGUCCCGGCCCAAACGCUUCGAGGUGGCCACGUCGCUCAUGCUGACCGAGACUCAGGUUAAGAUCUGGUUCCAGAACAGGCGUAUGAAGUGGAAGAGGAGCCGCAAAGCCAAGGAACAAGCGGCCCUGACACUGACUGAUGCAGACAGAAAUGGGAUGGAUAUUCACAGUGCGAAGCCUCGGGGCGACUCGCACAGCUCAAGCCUGGAAGACGAAGAGGAGCUGGAAGGGGAGGAUGAGGACGAAAAAGAGGAGAUUGAGGAGCUGAGGGCCGGCUCUGUAGGCUUCGUGAGGCACGCCGCCGGAGGAACGGGGAACUACAGCACUUACUCAGAGGAGGAGCUAGAGGAGGGAGACCCACGAAUGAGAAGCAAGGUCUUUCCAUAGCUUUACAAUUCUGCAUGCCCUUCUAUGAUGUCUUUUUUUCUGUGUAUUACUUUUCAGAAGACUUAUACACAAUGCAAUCAGGAGCACAGACCUGGUGGCAUUGAAAUGCAUCUUUAUCUGCAUCUCCUGAGAAGAGAAAGAAAUGGACGUUGACAUCUGCACUUUGGGCUGGAGAUAAAAAAAAAAAAAAAAGUGAUUACAUCAAACCAAGAUACUGCCACUUUUUUGUGUACCUGGACAUUUAAUGCUUGAAUGGCCACUCAUAAAGUUAUGACUUCAGAAUCAACGAGUAAGUAUGUUCAUGAUGUGCAUUUUUGUGCAUGAUUUGCUUGUUUUGAUCAGUACAAACAAAGACAAAAGCUGUUAACUGCAAUUAACUAACUAAUACAUGAAUGUACAUGUACUCAAAAUGUACAUGAAUUGGGGUUGAUAGCACUUUCAUGGGAGGUGUUGUAAGGAGUGUCAGUGUUACCUUGGUAUCAAGGCUUCCAUGUCUGUUACAAACAUUGCAAACACAUUUGACUAAUUUUUCAAAAUGUUCCUAUUUUUUAAGAGGAUGUGUACACAGUUCAAGUUUUAGGGCAUGGUAAUAGUUUGACAAGAAACAUGCUACUCAGGAUAUUGUAGUACUUUUUGGAAUAUGUGGUCAGAAAAUUGACGUUUCAAAUAUAUAUGCAGCUCUUUAUUUUGUGUUAUCUUUGUGAAACUGCAUGUUAUAUUUAGUUAAAUAAGUAACAACAUACACACACAUACACACACAGAAAUGCUUGCAUGUACCGUAUGGAAAUUGAUGUUUACUGUUGAUAUGGCAAUUUCCCUAUAUUUUGUGAACUUUUCUUAUAUUACGCAUGGUUUGCAAUGUAAUUUAAAAUGAUAGAUUUUAAUAUAUUUCACAUGUGCAACACUAGAGGUUUUGUGAAGACGAUUGGUGGACAAAUAAAUGUCAUAUCACAA